AUGGAGGACCAGGGCGAAUGCAUCCUCACUUUCAACUCGUACGAAGAAUACGUGAAGAGCAAAAUAACCCCCGCGGAUUUGUUCUACAUUGAAGAUGUAAGAACAACUGGUGUUCGAGAUAUUCUCACUGGGACUCCAAAGCAGAGGAGUACUAAGCUGCGAAGACUUCAACAGCACUUACCAAAAAAAAAAAAAAAAGAGGAGAGUUUGAAGAAGGCAGAGGAAACAAAAGCAGAAGUGAUUCAAUACGAUAUAAACUCUCUAACGGAUCACACGAUGAAUUUUUUUUAUGCAUUAAAUUGCCACAUGCAUUUCUGUGAAGCAAAUAAAAUUUGUUCUAUCUUGUUCAUUCGUUAUGUUAAUAAAAAUCAGUCGGAGAUCAGCUCCUACAUAGACGUGAACAGUGAGAAGGUCAGGCAAAAAAUAAACCAGAAAAGGUACAUUUAUGCAAGCAAAGAUGAUUUGGCAUAUUUCAAUUGGCACAAUAAUUACACCUGCACAAAUGAUAGCCAAAAUUUCCACAUGGUUGUGAAUAAACAAGUGGGUCUCCUUUUUAAGUACACACGUGGUGGGCAGUAUUUCCUUUUGAACCCUGUGAGGAGAGAGACGAAGAUUCGUCUGAGCGACAAUAUAAGCGAGGGUGGUAGUGCGUCAGGCGGGUUGUGUCCCGGGGAGGAGGACAAAAUGAUACGUUUGUGUGAUGGGGUGCAGCGCGUGGAGCUACGCGAUGCGAACUACUUGCAGUGCAUCCUGUACUUCUUGCGUGUGUAG
Plasmodium fragile is the source of this 771-nucleotide messenger RNA. RefSeq lists its product as uncharacterized. Lineage: Eukaryota; Apicomplexa; Aconoidasida; Haemosporida; Plasmodiidae. The coding region runs from base 1 to 771 and encodes 256 amino acids. The record is from RefSeq and is a predicted model, not a curated record. The transcript is spliced from 2 exons.